CGCUUUUCCUGGCAAUGAGGAAGGAGAGUUCAUGUCUGUGUCUGGUGGUCACCUGCACCGCAGCGGCAGGGGGCAUGGGGAAGAACUCGGAUCUGCAGCACUGAGUGAGAGGGCCCUGCCGUCGGUCCCCAGGUGUGGUCAGCAUGGGCCCCGUGGGCAAACAGGGCCCCUCAUCCCCACCGGGCCCCACGGGAGGGCCUUGCCUCCUCCUCCUCUUCUGCCUGCGCUUGGGCGCUUCCUGCCCGCAGAGCUGCCAGUGCCCUGACCACGCCGGGGCCGUGGCCGUCCACUGCAGCGCCAGGGGCCUGCAGGAGAUCCCCAGAGACAUCCCUGCCGACGCCGUGCUCCUGAAGCUUGAUGCCAACAGGAUCGCCCACAUCCCCAACGGGGCUUUCCAGCACCUGAACCAGCUGAGAGAGCUGGACUUGUCCCAGAACACCAUCGAGACCAUCGGCCCUGCCGCCUUCUCAGGCCUGGCCGGGGGCCUGCGGCUGCUGGACCUGUCCCGGAACCGCAUCCGCAGGAUUCCCAAGGACGCCCUGGGCAAGCUCAGCGCCAAGAUCCGCCUGUCCCACAACCCCCUGCACUGCGAGUGUGCGCUGCAGGAGGCGCUGUGGGAGCUGAAGCUGGACCCCGAGUCGGUGGCCGACCUCGCCUGCCACACGGCGGUGCGGGAGGAGUUCGUGGGCAAGCCGCUGAUCCAGGCGCUCGACUCCGGCGUCAGCUUCUGCAGCGCCCCCCACAGGACCACCGACGUGGCCAUGCUGGUCACCAUGUUCGGCUGGUUCGCCAUGGUGAUCACCUACGUUGUGUACUACGUGCGCCAGAACCAGGAGGACGCCAGGAAGCACCUGGAGUACCUGAAGUCCCUGCCCAGCGCCCCCGCCUCCAAGGACCCCGCCAGCCCUGCGCCCUAGUGCCCGCUCCCCCUCUGUCCCCCAGCACUUUUGUAGCAGAUGGUGACGGACUCCUGCUUGCAAGAUCUCUGAGCGGCAGGUCCCCACAGCCCUUCUGUGCAGUGCCCGACCCUUCCAGAACCCUCUCUCGUGUUGUGUUUCAGUCACCACGCCACCUUUCACGUCCAACAUGUUACCAUCGGGCCCACUUGACGGGCCAGGAAAGCAAAGCUCGGAGAAACGGCCUUGCCCACCAGGGCACAGCUGGGAAACGACCCAGUGGGGACUUAAAGCCAGGCCCGCACUCGGCCGGCCACUUUUCCGUGGCGUCUGUAGGGUGUGAAUAGCGUUCGGAGAAGCAAGGGAGGCGCCCAGGAGCGUGAGGUCGGCCCGCCCAGGCGGGAGCAGGCUGGUCUGUGAGGGCACAGACGGGCCCACGCCGCAGAGCUGGUUUCCUUGCCCCCCAGUAGUCCUUCCGAAACACAUCUGACCGAAGAGCUCUUUACAGGCCAGGUUUUUGCCGAGAGUCUGGCGAGAGGGGAAGACAACCUAAACACCCAAACCCAAGAAAACCAUGGACAGAAACCCGAAAAAGGUCCAGAGCUGGUCGUCGAGGCGGGCAGUGUCCGGGGCCUGACCGGUGCGCCCUGCCCAGGGGCCCGCCCCGGGCCGCGCCUAGUCUGGGGGCAGGCCCGUCCUGCGGGGCCGGUAGUGCCUUGCUUUUCUGCUCACUGAUGCCUGCAGCAGCGCCUCGUCGAGGACAGGAGGACCGAGGUUUGCUGUUUCAAGGCCAGUCAACGGGGUGCCCCUUUCUCCGGCAGCGGGAACUCUCUGCCUUCCUCUCUCGGUCCCUCUCUCCGCCUUUGCCGCCAGGCGUCUCGGAAUGAAUUCCCGUGUUACUCCACGUUCAGGGCAGACAUUGCCUCCGCCUGCGUAACUGUGAUCUUCCUUACCAGUUUUAUUUUUUGAUGUCUCUGUGUGCGUAUGUAUUUUUAAAUGGCUUAAGAUAUUGGGGGGGGGACCAGUAGGGAUAAAUUGCUUAUGAGCUUCAGGUAUGAAGGAUGCAAGUCUCCUGAAGCAGAUGCUUAGAAAGGAUUAAAAUAGAGGUGGUUUGUACUCGGAAA
Molecule: messenger RNA, 2020 nt
Organism: Suricata suricatta (meerkat)
Lineage: Eukaryota; Metazoa; Chordata; Mammalia; Carnivora; Herpestidae
Gene: LRRC3
Product: leucine rich repeat containing 3
Exons: 2
Coding region: 144-917 (257 amino acids)
Cellular component (GO): plasma membrane
Molecular function (GO): protein binding
Source: RefSeq, a predicted model, not a curated record